AUGGGAGACUACGGCCCCGUGGUCCCGCCUACCCACUCCUCCCUGGUGGGCCAGCCCUCCCCGUCCCCGCAGGGUUCCAACGAGAUCUCCGUGCUUGUAACGGGAUUUGGCCCCUUCAAAACCAACCUUGUCAACGCUUCCUUUCUAAUCGCUUCCUCUCUUCCUCCUUCAUUCACCUUCUCAUGCAAAGACGCCGAUGAUUCAAAUGACGAGCGCCGCAUCUCCCUCCAUGUCCACCCAUCCCCCAUCCCCGUUGCAUACGCAACCGUCCUGGAAACUCUGCCCGUAAUCCUGGAAGAAUACGCAGCGGCCCACGACGGGCGACGUCCCGAUCUAAUCAUCCACAUCGGUAUCGCCUCGCCCCGGCCCUACUACUCGGUCGAAUCGCUCGCCCACCGCGACGACUACAACAUCACCGAUAUCGAGGGACGGAACGGGUACGAGGACGGCGAGAAAAGAUGGCGCGAGAUGGGUCUACCGCCCGUCCUAGUACCCGGCCUUGCAAGCGAAGAAGAUAUAAAGAGCGCCAGCCAGAUAUCGAACUCUCCCACAGCCACGGCUACCAGACUUUCCGUGCCCUACCCGCCAGACGAGCACUUCCUGCACGUAUGGAAGACUUUGGCCCCGGAGAACCUGGACCUGCGCGUCUCGCAGGACCCAGGACAUUAUCUGUGCGAUUUUAUUUUCUACACCAGUCUGUCGCUGGCGAAGAGGCAGGGCGCGGACCGGAACGUGCUCUUCUUACAUGUUCCCGGUAACGCGGAGGAUGCGGAUAUCGAGCGUGGUCGGAAUGUUGCGCUCGCGCUGAUUAAGGCUAUGGUUACAUGCUGGAUUGAUGAGAAGCGGAAGAGCUCUGCGUGA
This is a messenger RNA of Penicillium daleae, 861 nucleotides long. RefSeq names its product putative pyroglutamyl peptidase type I. Gene Ontology annotation, biological process: proteolysis. The transcript is spliced from 2 exons. The coding region runs from base 1 to 861 and encodes 286 amino acids. The record is from RefSeq and is a predicted model, not a curated record. NCBI's taxonomy places the organism in Eukaryota, Fungi, Ascomycota, Eurotiomycetes, Eurotiales, Aspergillaceae.